This is a messenger RNA of Vespa velutina, 1935 nucleotides long. RefSeq names its product BTB/POZ domain-containing protein KCTD5 (gene inc). Gene Ontology annotation, biological process: protein homooligomerization; proteasome-mediated ubiquitin-dependent protein catabolic process. The coding region runs from base 527 to 1171 and encodes 214 amino acids. The record is from RefSeq and is a predicted model, not a curated record. Gene Ontology annotation, molecular function: cullin family protein binding. Lineage: Eukaryota; Metazoa; Arthropoda; Insecta; Hymenoptera; Vespidae. The transcript is spliced from 6 exons. Gene Ontology annotation, cellular component: Cul3-RING ubiquitin ligase complex; cytoplasm.
CAAAGGAAGAAAACAUUUGCUGAAGAUAGUGGUUAAGCGCGUUUGCCACUUGAAAAUUAGUACACUUUUCAUGAGGGCGCUUUGCAUCUAUAUUUAUUGUCACUUAUAAUUACUAUUCAUUAAUCGUAUCGAAACAUUCAAAAUCGACAACAAAUCGACAUAACUCGAUACGAAAAUUUUGGAAGCACUUAAUUUAUUUAUAGAUUUAUCCAUGAAGCUAGAAACAUGUUUAUAGGUUCAAAAUACAUCUCAGUUUCAGAAUAGAAAAGAAAAAAGAAGAAGACAAGUAUUUUCGUCGUGUUUUUUCUAUAAAGUUCUUGAACGUAUAUGUACGUAAUAAUAUACUAUAAAUCAAUAAAGACUAGGACAGACUAGGAUAAUAAGAAACACUAGUUAAGCAUCGCAGAGAACUAAUGCUGCCUCUAUUGAACAAUGAGAGAUGCCAAUCUUCUUUGAAAAUUUAAUCUGUGCAUAGUUUGUAUGUAUAUACAUAUGAACAUAUAUAUAUACGAAUGUCGAAGCGGACAUGGCGAAUUUCAGCGAGAAUUCACACGAAAUGACAGAAAAUAACAUGCAGCAACGUUGUAAUAUACAAUGGGUAAAAUUAAAUGUGGGCGGAACAUAUUUCUUAACUUCAAAAACUACAUUGUCUCGGGAUCCUAAUUCAUUUCUGUAUCGACUUUGUCAAGAAGAUUCGGACCUUAUAUCGGACAGGGAUGAAACUGGUGCUUACUUAAUAGACCGUGAUCCAACAUAUUUUAGUCCUAUCUUAAACUAUUUAAGACAUGGUAAAUUAGUUAUCAAUAAGGACUUAACUGAAGAAGGUGUAUUAGAAGAGGCAGAGUUUUAUAAUAUUACUGAACUAAUUCGACUAGUUAAGGAACGUAUUAUAAUGCGAGAUACAAGACCUUUAAGAGAUUCAAAGAAACAUGUCUACAGAGUAUUGCAAUGUCAUGAGGAUGAAUUAACACAAAUGGUGUCAACAAUGUCAGAUGGAUGGAAAUUUGAACAGCUAAUCAAUAUAGGCUCCCAAUAUAAUUAUGGAAAUGAUGACCAUGCUGAAUUCCUAUGUGUGGUGAGCCGUGAAUAUGGACCAAGUCAAAUCAAUAGCAAGGAGCAGGAAUCAACUGAUCGUGUUAAGGUCUUACAACAGAAGGGAUCUCGCAUGUAAUCUAAAUCCGUCCCUUAUUCCUUCUUGCCUCCUUUAAUUAAAUCAACUGUGCAGCAAGAAGAUGAAGACUGUAUCUGUUUAUUUAGUUAAUAGUUUAUUUUUUAAGAUUUGUAUAGUCUCCAUUUGUAAGGUUUCAUUUCUACAUGAUUGUAAUGUUGCAAAAGAAUAAUAUGCAGAACUGUAAAAAUUUUAAUUAUAUUUUCUACAGAUAUUUAUUAUUUAGCAAUAUUAUAUAUGAAACUUUUAAAGUGGAAACUAUUACACUUUCAUUAUUAAUGAAGGUAUUUACAUUUUCGUUUAUUUGUUGUAAUAGAAGAUACUACUUGCAUGGAGGAUAUUUCACUUACUCAAUAUAUUACAAUUUUAUAAAAAUUAACAAUUCUAAGAGAAUACCAUUCUUUAUUUUUUAAAUACAUUACAGUGAUUUCCUUUCAAAGGAGACAUACUAGGGGUAAAAUGGCAAACAUGUUACUAAUAACCAAAGUUAUUUAACAAUAGCUAAAGUUAUGUUUUAGCUUUACUGAGUUACUUUACGGACAAUAGUGUUUAUGGAAGUCAUCUUUUUCAUAAAAAAUUUCUACAAAGAAUAUAGAUAUACGUGGUAGUGCAUAGCUUAUUCUUUUGUAUCAAAUUUUUUGUAUAAAAUUUCUUUUUAUUUAUAAUUGUAUUAUUAGAUUCUCUAAAUUACUUACCUUGCACUGCCGCUACAAAACAUAAUGUACAUGAUAUUUAUAUAGCUAGCAUUAUAACUUUCAGUAUCUGGA